GGCGGACCGGCAGGCCUAGCUCUGAGGCGGAGGCGGCGGCGGCGACGGGGGAUGGAGCCCCUGCGGGUGCUGGAGCUGUACAGCGGCAUCGGGGGCAUGCACCAGGCGCUAAGAGAGGCAGAGAGAGUGUGAACUUGUACCUUUUCACUACUGCCAACCAGAGAUUCUUCCCUACAACUUGUCGAGAGAGAGUGACCAGAAAAAGAAGGAAAAUUAUUGCUAUUCAACUGUGGGGUGUGUAGGUCCCUGUAUGGUUGUGAGUGUUUCCUGAGUGUGCGCAAGCCUUCCUCCUUGCCCCAUCUUCUGUGAUCUGCUAAGAAAGCUGCAUACCUGCACAAGUGGUGGCUGCCAUUGAUGUAAACACUGUCGCUAAUGAAGUCUACAAGUAUAAUUUUCCUCACACGCAGUUACUGGCCAAGACAAUUGAAGGCAUUACACUAGAAGAGUUUGACAGAUUAUCUUUCAAUAUGAUUUUAAUGAGCCCGCCCUGUCAGCCAUUCACAAGAAUUGGCCUGCAAGGUGAUGUGACUGAUCCAAGGACGAAUAGCUUCUUAUAUAUUCUAAAUAUUCUCCCAAGAUUGCAGAAAUUACCGAAGUAUAUUCUUUUAGAAAAUGUUAAAGGUUUUGAAGUGUCUUCUACAAGAGACCUGUUAAUACAAACAAUAGAAAAUUGCGGCUUUCAGUACCAAGAAUUUCUAUUGUCUCCAACUUCUCUGGGCAUUCCAAAUUCAAGGCUGCGGUAUUUCCUUAUUGCAAAGCUUCAGUCAGAGCCACUACCUUUUCAAGCCCCUGGUCAGGUACUGAUGGAGUUCCCCAAAAUUGAAUCUGAACAUCCAGAAAAACAUGCAAUAAAUGCAGAAAAUCAAAUUGAAGGAAAGAAAAUUGAACCAAAUAUUUGGUCUGAUAGCAGCAGACCAUGUUCUGGAAAAGCAGCCAUUCUUUUUAAGCUUGAAACUGCAGAAGAAAUUGACCGGAAACAUCAACAGGACAGUGAUCUCUCUGUGCAAAUGCUAAAAGAUUUUCUUGAAGAUAAUGUUGACGUGAAUCAGUACUUUUUACCACCAAAGUCACUGUUGCGAUAUGCUCUUUUGUUAGACAUCGUUAAGCCCACUUGCCGAAGGUCCAUGUGCUUUACGAAAGGUUAUGGAAGCUACAUAGAAGGGACAGGAUCUGUGUUACAGACCGCAGAGGAUGUGCAGAUUGAGUAUAUCUACAAUUCCCUUACCAAUUUGUCACAAGAAGAAAAGUUAACAAAAUUGUUAAUGCUUAAACUUCGAUAUUUCACUCCUAGAGAAAUAGCAAAUCUCCUUGGAUUUCCUCCAGACUUCGGAUUUCCUGAGAAGAUAACAGUGAAACAGCGUUAUCGUCUACUUGGAAAUAGUCUCAACGUGCAUGUAGUAGCUAAACUAAUCAAAAUCCUAUAUGAAUAGUUUAAAAAUAACUCUGGGGGCCAGCCUGGUGGCGCAGCAGUUAAGUUUGCACAUUCCGCAUCUUGGCGGGCAGCCCAGGGUUCACUGGUUUGAAUCCUGGGUGCGGACAAGGCACCA
Molecule: messenger RNA, 1547 nt
Organism: Equus quagga
Lineage: Eukaryota; Metazoa; Chordata; Mammalia; Perissodactyla; Equidae
Gene: TRDMT1
Product: tRNA aspartic acid methyltransferase 1
Exons: 13
Coding region: 468-1430 (320 amino acids)
Molecular function (GO): methyltransferase activity
Source: RefSeq, a predicted model, not a curated record